Molecule: messenger RNA, 2051 nt
Organism: Ochotona curzoniae (black-lipped pika)
Lineage: Eukaryota; Metazoa; Chordata; Mammalia; Lagomorpha; Ochotonidae
Gene: NFIX
Product: nuclear factor I X
Exons: 10
Coding region: 1-1590 (529 amino acids)
Biological process (GO): regulation of transcription by RNA polymerase II
Cellular component (GO): nucleus
Molecular function (GO): RNA polymerase II cis-regulatory region sequence-specific DNA binding; DNA-binding transcription factor activity, RNA polymerase II-specific
Source: RefSeq, a predicted model, not a curated record
AUGGAGAUGUCAUGGGCGCCACGGAGCCUGGCGGGGGAUACCAGCAGCGUGUGCGAUGAGUUCCACCCGUUCAUCGAGGCGCUGCUGCCGCACGUCCGCGCCUUCUCCUACACCUGGUUCAACCUGCAGGCGCGCAAGCGCAAGUACUUCAAGAAACACGAGAAACGGAUGUCCAAGGAUGAGGAACGGGCGGUGAAGGACGAGCUGCUGGGCGAGAAGCCGGAGAUCAAGCAGAAAUGGGCAUCCCGGCUGUUGGCCAAGCUGCGCAAGGACAUCCGGCCCGAGUUCCGCGAGGACUUCGUGCUGACCAUCACGGGCAAGAAGCCCCCCUGCUGCGUGCUCUCCAACCCCGACCAGAAGGGCAAGAUCCGGCGGAUUGACUGCCUGCGCCAGGCCGACAAGGUGUGGCGGCUGGACCUGGUCAUGGUAAUUUUGUUUAAGGGUAUCCCGCUGGAAAGUACUGACGGGGAGCGGCUCUACAAGUCGCCCCAGUGCUCGAACCCCGGCCUGUGCGUGCAGCCACAUCACAUUGGAGUCACAAUCAAAGAACUGGAUCUUUACUUGGCUUACUUUGUCCACACUCCGGAAUCCGGACAAUCAGACAGCUCCAACCAGCAAGGAGACGCGGACAUCAAACCACUGCCCAAUGGGCACUUAAGUUUCCAGGACUGCUUUGUGACUUCUGGGGUCUGGAAUGUGACAGAGCUGGUGAGAGUGUCUCAGACUCCUGUUGCGACCGCAUCAGGGCCCAACUUCUCGCUGGCGGACCUGGAGAGCCCCAGCUACUACAACAUAAACCAGGUGACCCUGGGACGGCGGUCUAUCACCUCCCCUCCUUCCACCAGCACCACCAAGCGCCCCAAGUCCAUUGACGACAGUGAGAUGGAGAGCCCUGUUGAUGACGUGUUCUACCCUGGGACAGGCCGCUCCCCGGCGGCUGGCAGCAGCCAGUCCAGUGGUUGGCCCAACGAUGUGGAUGCAGGCCCGGCUUCUCUUAAGAAGUCAGGAAAAUUGGAUUUCUGUGGCGCCCUCUCCUCUCAGGGCAGCUCCCCGCGCAUGGCUUUCACCCACCACCCGCUGCCUGUGCUUGCUGGCGUCAGACCAGGCAGCCCCCGGGCCACGGCGUCAGCCCUGCACUUCCCCUCCACGUCUAUCAUCCAACAGUCGAGUCCGUACUUCACGCACCCGACCAUCCGCUACCACCACCACCACGGGCAGGACUCGCUGAAGGAGUUUGUACAGUUCGUGUGCUCGGAUGGCUCAGGCCAGACCACCGGACAGCCCAACGGUAGCGGUCAGGGCAAAGUCCCGGGGUCAUUUUUGCUACCGCCGCCGCCUCCAGUGGCCAGACCUGUGCCCCUUCCUAUGCCUGAUUCCAAAUCUACCAGCACUACCCCAGACGGCGCCGUCUUGACUCCUCCGUCGCCUUCACUCGCAACGACAGGCGCCUCCUCUGCCAACCGGUUUGUCAGCAUCGGACCCCGGGACGGCAACUUUCUGAACAUCCCGCAACAGUCUCAGGUGGGAGACCUGCCAGGGUCAGGGCUGCUGUGGAGGGACAGGCAGGGCUGGGCGCGUCUCUUGGAGUGAGGGGGACCCUGGGGCAGGGCCAGUGAGCCCAGCCCGAUUUGUAGGCCCAGCUGAGCCUGCCUCCCCACGCAACAAUGAAGGUGGGGGGGCUCUCUGGCUGAUCAGCUAAUUGGAUAAUUAGCUCUGACAACACUGGCCCGGAGGACAGGGCCAAGGACCUAGACCCAGUUGUUCUAGGCCAGGCCUGGUGCAGCGGAGGGAUAAGGGAGGCCCCUGACAGGGGAAGCCUGGGGCUGCCUUCUCUCCUUCUGUGCGUUGCAGCCAGGGUCUCCCCUCAGCCGCCCGCCCGUAGGGGCUUGGGUGGGCUGUGUGCCCAGAGGCCUAGGGCCAGGGAAAGGCGGGGCUGGCCCUGGCCAGGGGAGGCCCCUCCCUGGGGUUGGCUGAGGCCUGCAAGGGAGACCCUCCUGACUGCUGUGCCCACCAGGCUGGGAGUAGCCUGCAGUGCUGGGGUCCCCCCCGGC